Molecule: messenger RNA, 1428 nt
Organism: Nannospalax galili (Upper Galilee mountains blind mole rat)
Lineage: Eukaryota; Metazoa; Chordata; Mammalia; Rodentia; Spalacidae
Gene: Limd2
Product: LIM domain containing 2
Exons: 5
Coding region: 397-783 (128 amino acids)
Biological process (GO): actin filament bundle assembly
Cellular component (GO): plasma membrane; actin cytoskeleton
Molecular function (GO): actin filament binding
Source: RefSeq, a predicted model, not a curated record
CUCUUUGCGCCCUUGUGUGGAGUAGAUCGGUAUGCUUGCUGAAGGGAUGGCAAUACUUUCGCUGAGGUCAUGACCUCGGCUCAGGCUAGGGCCAAGAGUUAGUAAUCCCAUAAAACCCAGCCACAGAAACCCUACAGGAUGCCCGGCGUGGGAGGGGUGGGUGCUUUGGGAAACCCAGGGCAUCUUCCUCCCUGGCCGACGUUUACACGGCUGCAGAUUUUCUAGGGUCGUGGACCUGUCACACCCCUCCUGGAUGGCUGGCUCCACGGCAAAGCGGCCCACCUCGGCCUAGCAGCAGGGCUUGGAACCUCCAUCUUCCUCCGCAGGAUUCUGCGCGCGAGAGGAACCCAGUCGGCUCCGCGUCGCCACCCGGGCCUCCAGCACUUCCAACGAGCCAUGUUCCAGGCUGCAGGAGCCGCCCAGGCCGCCCCCUCUCAUGAAGCCAAAAGCAGCGGUGGGAGCAGCACAGUGCAGCGCUCCAAGUCCUUCAGCCUGCGGGCUCAGGUGAAGGAGACCUGCGCAGCCUGCCAGAAGACCGUGUACCCCAUGGAGCGGCUGGUGGCAGACAAGCUCAUUUUCCACAACUCUUGUUUCUGUUGCAAGCACUGCCACACCAAGCUCAGCCUGGGCAGCUACGCGGCACUGCACGGUGAAUUUUACUGCAAACCCCACUUCCAACAGCUGUUUAAGAGCAAAGGCAACUACGAUGAAGGCUUUGGCCGUAAACAGCACAAAGAGCUCUGGGCCCACAAGGAGGUGGACUCGGGCACCAAGACGUCCUGAGGUCCCUCUAUCUGUCCACUCCCUCCGCACAGGGCCUAGAGCUGGCCAGUGGGAAGGAGUUCUAGAGCUGGGCUUGUAGAGGGAAGGGGUGGGGAAGGAUGAAGCCUCUCAGGCAGGUUUCAGACAUGCAGCUCUGCUCCAGGAUUCCUUCUCCCUUCGACGGUGGGGAUUUGAGAACCAGGAUUGGGGUUUGCUCAGCACCCUGUUUUCCUUCAGCCAACCCCACCUCAUCCCAUGGCCCCCUGGGAGGCCCACAAGCCCAGCUUCCAUAUCUAGGUGCCUUUUCUCCAGCCAGGAGUCAGCAUGCCCUCCUCAGGGUCCCAAGCUCCCUCACUGCCACCUGGGCCUGUGUGUCCCCCAUGUCUCUCCAUCUACCUCCACCCUUAGCCUGGUCCUGAGCCACAGAGACUGGAAGAGGGAGAGUACCACCUGCUGGGCCUCAUAGAUGCCACUGUGCUGGUGGGGGUGGGGAAGUGACAAGACAGGGCCUGCAGCCUUGGAUUUUGAGCCCCUUGCACCACAAAGCUAAAGCUCUUGCCAGGCUAGAGCCUCAUCUGCUGAUGGGGUCGGCAGCAGCCAUUCUCCUCUCUUCAUUGUUUUGCUGUUCUGUUGUGAUCAACCCUGUUUUAAACAUGUUUAAACAGA